This is a messenger RNA of Bombina bombina (fire-bellied toad), 1470 nucleotides long. RefSeq names its product gastrula zinc finger protein XlCGF26.1-like. Gene Ontology annotation, molecular function: DNA-binding transcription factor activity, RNA polymerase II-specific; RNA polymerase II cis-regulatory region sequence-specific DNA binding. The transcript has a single exon. The record is from RefSeq and is a predicted model, not a curated record. The annotation marks the transcript as partial. Lineage: Eukaryota; Metazoa; Chordata; Amphibia; Anura; Bombinatoridae. Gene Ontology annotation, biological process: regulation of transcription by RNA polymerase II.
AUGGAAAAUGUAUGUUCUGAAUAUGGGAAAUGUUUUACCAGAAAAGCAUAUGUUUUAAGACAUCAGAAAAUUCGAACAGGAGAGAAAGCAUUUUCUUGUUUUGAAUGUGAGAAGCGGUUUACUGUGAAAUCAAAUUUUAUUAGAAAUCAGAAAAUUCAUACAGGAGAGAAAGCAUUUUCAUGUUCUGAAUGUGGGAAGUGUGUUACUGACAAAUCAACUCUCAUUGACCGUCAGAAACUUCAUACAGGAGAGAAAGCAUUUUCAUGUUUUCAAUGUGGGAAAUGUUUUAGUCAGAAAUCACUUCUAAUUAGACAUCAGAAAAUUCAUACAGGAGAGAAAGCAUUUUCAUGUUUUCAAUGUGGGAAAUGUUUUAGUCAGAAAUCACAUCUUAUUAGACAUCAGAAAAUUCAUACAGGAGAGAAAGCAUUUUCAUGUUCUGAAUGCGGGAAAUGUUUUACUGAAAAAGCAACUCUUAUUACACAUCAGAAAAUUCAUACAGGUGAGAAAGCAUUUUCAUGUUCUGAAUGUGGGAAAUGUUUCACUUACAAAUCAACUCUCAUUGCCCAUCAGAAAAUUCAUACAGGAGAGAAAGCAUUUUCAUGUUUUCAAUGUGGGAAAUGUUUUAGUCAGAAAUCAUAUCUUAGUGGCCAUCAGAAAAUUCAUACAGGAGAGAAAGCAUUUUCAUGUUCUGAAUGUGGGAAGUGUUUUGCUCAGAAAUCAACUCUUAUGAAGCAUCAGAAAAUUCAUACAGGAGAAAAACCAUUUUCAUGUUCUGAAUGUGGGAAGUGUUUUACUUACAAACCAACUCUCAUUAACCAUCAGAAAAUUCAUACAGGAGAGAAAGCAUUUUCAUGUUCUGAAUGUGGGAACUGUUUUAGUCAGAAAUCACAUCUUAUUAGGCAUCAGAAAAUUCAUACAGGAGAGAAAGCAUUUUCAUGUUCUGAAUGUGGAAAAUGUUUUAAUCAGAAAUCAUAUCUAAUUACACAUCAGAAAAUUCAUACAGGAGAAAAAGCAUUUGCAUGUUCUGAAUGUGGUAAACGUUUUAAUCUGAAAUCACAUUUGACUACACAUCAGAAAGUUCAUACAGGAGAGAAAGCAUUUUCAUGUUCUGAAUGUGAGAAGUGUUUUACUCACAAAUCAACUCUUAUUAAACAUCAGAGAAUUCAUACAGGAGAGAAAGAUUUUUCAUGUCUUGAAUGUGGGAAAUGUUUUAAUCGGAAAUCAAAUCUUAUUGGCCAUCAGAAAAUUCAUACAGGAGAGAAAGCAUUUUCAUGUUCUGAAUGUGAAAAAUGUUUUUUUGAAAAAUCAGCUCUUACGAGACAUCAGAAAAUUCAUUCAGGAGAGAAAGCAUUUUCAUGUUCUGAAUGUGGGAAAUGUUUUACUCUGAAAUCACAUCUUAGUGGCCAUCAGAAAAUUCAUACAGGAGAGAAAGCAUUUUCAUGUUCUGAAUGUGAGAAGUCUUUUAUUGAG